UCUCUAUCUCUUCCCUUCGUUCUAUGACGACCUAGCGACGAUCAGUUCCUUCUAUUCCGCCUCGCCCUCUGACGCCCUCUCUCCCUUGUCUAACUCUCGGCGUUUCGUCACCACCUUUGGUGGGCAAGCUCGCACAUCGCCCGUACCUCGGCGUCCAUGCUGCUCACCUCCCCCAGCUCCCCCUCACCUCUUCGCCUCGGGCACUUCCUCCGCAUUCGCCUACAGCCAACCGCUCAGAGUUGAGGCUGCGCUUGCAAUGGCUGAGUUGUUGAUACUUCAUUUAUUUGAGGAGUGUACGGUCGGGUUGGGGAAGUGGAUGUUGCGGAAGGCGCUUUUUGGGCGGGAGGCAUGGCUUGGCGAGGAGGGUUACUCGAGAUCUGUCGGACGUCUUGAAGAAUAUCUGCCCACAGACAGUCUUCCUCGUGUCCCAUGGACGGGUCGUCUCUUCUGGCGAGAGUCAGCCGAUGCCAAUGUAUCCUCCACCUCCCUUGCGUCCCUCACCUUCCAUGUCUCCUUUGUGCGACGCGGGUGCUUAUGGGCUGGGGCGUCUGUAGACGGACAACGUUCGCAGAUUCCACCGGGGAGUAUCGGCGUUAAAGGGAGCAUUCAGGCGAAGCAUUUUCGAAGGCGUUCUGCGGCUCAGUUCCAAGGUUCGCAGGGUAAGAAGGUGUUUACCGCUGGGCCGCGAGGCCUCUGGUGUUUCCUCCAGAGAUUGUUGCCGCCAAACACCGAGACUCUCCCUGUGGGUCGGCCGGUUCGCAGUCUUCCAUCGUCACUUCCAAAUUGGGAUCUCAGCUCCAGACUUCAGAUUGUGACCAGAAAGUGGGGCGUACCCACCAUUUGCUGUCACCGUACGACUCCGCCACUUCUAUCUGAAGCUGGUUCUGCUCCUUCUGCAGCUCUCCCAGUCCUCAGUAAGUAUUGCGAUACUUUCUUUUCGCUUCCGGUGACUGCAACACCUGUUUUCUGUCCUUCGCAAACGCUCCGGCCAUUUGCGACUCUUCUUCCUCUCGAAACUCACUUCGUACUUUGCGACAGCUGUCUAUUGCUGUUCGAGUCGCUUUCCUUGAAUCGGUCCUAUACUGCUUGCGGAGUCCUCAAAUUCAACUUCUCUCACAACUAUUCGGCCCCUGUCGACUCCUACGGUUGUUACCGGCGUGCGCGCGUACUUCAGAUCUCGCCUACAAUGGCUUCAUCGUCUGCCGCUCUGCCGCCACUCGGCUGGGCCCACAGCACUGCCCUCCAUCAACUUACCUGGGUUCCCGAGCUAGCCGCGCCUGAUUACGUGGACCCGUACCCGGCGAACGGCGUCCUGCUAAUGGCCGACUGCUGGAACACGACUGCUUCUGGCUUCAUGGAAGUCCGCACGAGCCUCCGCAUCAUCGUGGGCAAAGACAACUCCAACCAGGCUAGUAACCAGCAACCAUGUAAGUGGGUUGGCAUCUACACCAUCACCACUACAACCGUCGCACCCGUCUACGUAGCGAUGUCGCAAGUAGGCUACCAAGUUCCAGCAAUUGUCACUCAGCCGGUGACCCAUGCAAAGGCAGAGAUGCCCUGGACCACCUCCGUGCAACAGCAUUGGCCAGCGAUCAGAAACUUUGACUUCGUCCGACCUUCGCGAGAGCAUGCCCUCAUACCUGCACAACAUCGCUGCUUCAACGGUGUCCGCACUCGUCGCGACCACCCCGACCUACAGACCGCCGCCAUCAGCUACAUUGCUUGGACCCCGGACGAGGAUGGCACCGACGACGCGCUCGAGAACCACCCCCAAAGCCAAGGCCUCGAUGACGAGAGCUACCGGACCUGGCUCUGCAACAUCUCUUUUAUGGUAUCAGCCAUCAUGACUGAAGUAGAAGGGUGGGCUGCCAGUGUGGGCUCUCUUGUUCAAGGCAGUUCCCCGGAUGCGAUUGCGUUGACGGCUGCGGACCAGGAUGCCAAUGCCUGCGUUACCAACACGAAUGUGUCUCGGAGUUAUGCUGUUGCAACAAGUGCAACAAUGGGUACAAAGAAAGCGAUACAGCCAAGUGCAGUAUACGUCCUUCUAAUAUACCAAACGCCGGCAAAGGCUAAUACAUUGGACAGCGUGGUCGAUAAUAAUAUUUCGAUAAUAUCGACCCAAUUUGUCGAUAUCGAUAAAUAUCGAUACAGAGGUCUCGAUAAUCGAUAUUAUCGAUAUUUCUUGGCAUGCUUAUGUAAUAUACAAAUUUCUCGCUAUGUUCAGCAGAGUUCCCUUCUGCAUGAAUCACGUGGUCAAUUACGCGAGAGAGUGCUCCAUCUGUGCUUAACCACUCUUCUACGUCAAUACAUUCGCUAUAUAUACACCUCCUCAGCCAGAUAUAUUUGCAGGAGGGCUGAAGAGCUGAUUUGUCGAUAUCGAUAUCGAUAUCGAUAUGGAUUAUUAUCGACCACCCUGACAUUGGAACUCUCCACCACGAUGCUGAAUACCUUGUGGGUCUCUGGGCUUUCGAUAUUUGAGAUGGGUGGUGCAACAACCUUUGACCAUCCUCGACUACCGAUGGGUGUGGAUACGCCUCAUGUGGUCAAAGAUGAGUGUCAAAUUCGCUGGAGAUCGCCAGAUUUUAAGUACGGUGAAGUGGAGUUUGCGCGGCUUACGGUCUAUGGGUUUUUGCGUCUGUCAAUUUUAUCGGAUUGCACCAUGGCACAUUGGGAUUGUUACGAAGAGAGGGCUCCAGAAGGGAAGGCUUCAUUUGGCAUACUCUUGGCUAAAUGGGUCGGUAGCAUCUAUAAACGGCCGGGUUACUUUGAAUUCUACCACGACGAACUUCCACCAGAACCAAUCAAGGCAGGGCUAGGCAGACCAGACUUACCGCUGAACUCAAAUUGGUUCUAUAACGGUAGAUAUGAAAAGAUUUAUAUUGAGUAG
Molecule: messenger RNA, 2887 nt
Organism: Lindgomyces ingoldianus
Lineage: Eukaryota; Fungi; Ascomycota; Dothideomycetes; Pleosporales; Lindgomycetaceae
Exons: 21
Coding region: 257-2887 (876 amino acids)
Source: RefSeq, a predicted model, not a curated record